Molecule: messenger RNA, 1922 nt
Organism: Closterium sp. NIES-67
Lineage: Eukaryota; Viridiplantae; Streptophyta; Zygnematophyceae; Desmidiales; Closteriaceae
Source: the annotation of a GenBank genome assembly
ACUUUCAGCAGGCACCUCCUAGAUAUUGGUUCUUUCUUACUGGAGUGAAGGAGACAGGAACUAGGGGAGUGCAACAGCAAUUUGGAUUCACUCAGAUUCACUCAGCUCCAGCAGCACCCUCCUUACUUCCGCCUUGGUGACCGUCAACCUGCUGUAGAGGUUGCUUUAGAACGCAAGUUUUGCCUUUCGCCAUCCUUGGUGAUACUCUCGUGCAGUCGUCGCCAUGGCGUGCACUAGCGGGAUGUCGCUGAGAGCUAUGGAGAAGUCACUCAUUGCGUCUAACGGCUUCCUCCGCUCUUCAGGUACCGUCUCUCAUCGCCUUGUGACCCCAGCGCCGUUGCCGCGCCACCGGGUUUCUCGGCUUGUGACAGAGGCGAGGGUGCGCGAGAUUUUCAUGCCGGCUCUCAGCUCCACCAUGACGGAGGGGAAGAUCGUCGCAUGGUCCAAGAGCGAGGGCGAGACUGUGAGCAAGGGCGAGUCGGUGGUGGUGGUGGAGUCGGACAAGGCGGACAUGGACGUGGAGACGUUCUACGACGGCAUCAUCGCCACCAUUCUCGUGGGGGAAGGCGAGGUGGCCCCUGUGGGUGCAGCCAUCGCCAUCCUGGCUGAGAGCGAGGACGACCUGGAAGACGCCAAGAAGAAGGCCGCCAAGCUCGCUGGUUCUGACGGCGCUGCUGCUGCUGCUCCCGCUGCUCCUGAGCCCGCUGCUCCUGCCCCUGCUGCCGCUGCCCCUCCUCCCCCGCCCCCUGCGCCCGCGGCGCCUGCUACCCCUGGGAAGGUUGUUGCGACUCCUGAGGCGAAGAAGCUGGCAAAGAAACACAAGGUUGAUCUCGCCAAGAUUGCCGGCUCAGGUCCCUAUGGCCGGGUCACCCCCGAAGACGUCAAGAAGGCAGCCGGCAUCGCAACCACCCCUGCCCCCACCAUCGCCCCACCUGCUGCUGCUGCCGCCCCUGCCCCUGCUGCUCGUGCUGCUGCUCCUGCAGCAGCAGCAGCGGUGCCGCUGCCAGCGGGGGCGUCGGUGGUGGCGUUCACAGCCAUGCAGGGGGCAGUGGCGCGCAACAUGGAGGCCACGCUCGCCGUGCCCACCUUCCGCGUUGGCUACACGGUUACCACUGACGCCCUUGACGCUCUCUACAAGAGGGUGAAGGGUAAGGGAGUGACGAUGACUGCUCUGCUCGCCAAGGCAGUGGGCUUGGCGCUGGCGAGGCACCCCAUAGUGAACGCGGCGUGCAAGGACGGCAAGAGCUUCCAUUAUAACGCGAGUGUGAAUGUGGCGGUGGCUGUUGCCAUGGACGGCGGGCUCAUCACCCCGGUGCUGAAGAACGCUGACCAGACUGACCUGUUCACGAUGUCGGGGCAAUGGAAGGAGCUGGUGGGCAAGGCGAGGAGAAAGGCACUGAGCCCCAGCGACUACACUGGAGGAACCUUCACCCUUUCCAAUCUGGGCAUGUUUGGAGUGGACCGGUUUGAUGCCAUCCUACCCAUCGGCCAGGGUGCGAUCAUGGCCGUCGGAUCGUCCAUCCCAACGAUGGUGGCAGCAGAGGACGGCAGCUUCGGCAUCAAGAGGCAGAUGCAGAUCAAUGUCACGGCAGACCACCGCAUCAUCUAUGGCGCUGACCUGGCAGAGUUCCUCCAAACUUUUGCUAAGAUUGUGGAGGAUCCUGAGCAGCUUACCCUGUAGUGAGGAAGACAGUUUAGACGAGUGUUAUUCCUAUUUUCUUGAAUGUGGUAGCAAUUAGGGAGAGAUAAUCUUGUACCGUAUGCGAGGGAACACCAGCAGCAUGCCAGGACUAAUUCUGGCAAUUUUGAAGCUGAUGAUGAUGACACCAUGACCAUAUGCUAGCAGCCAAGAUCACAUUUCUAUCUAGCCACUAGGUUGAGUCUUGUACAUCACUAUUUGUUGCCGGUCUGUUCCUACAGUU